AUGCUGAAGCUGCUUCUUCUAUUGGUUUCCCAUGGCGCCGUUCUGGCCAUCGGUUUCGCGCUCGGCGUCUAUUUUCUGCCGAUCCUGACAGAACCAAAUGGGCCGGACGCGACCGCGCUGGCUGCAGCGGCGGAAGGUGCAAGAUAUGAGGUUCCCCUGUCUCGGGACCUCAAGGGUAGCGACCUGCUCCAUUGGGGCGAAGGCACGAUCAGUCUUUCCGAUCGGCGGAUUGUCCACAAAGGCGAACUCUCGCCUGGCCCGGACUACAAACUCUAUCUCGUCAAGGAGUUCGUCGAUGAUGAGGCCGGCUUUCUUGCCAUGAAGGAGUCUGCUGUCCGGCUCGGAGAUAUCAAGACUUUCGACGGCUUCAUCGUUGAAGUUCCCGAGGACGUGAGCAUCGACGACUACAAUACGGUGCUGGUGUGGUGCGAGGCCUUCGGUGAGUUCAUCACCGCCGGAAAGUACAGGUAA
Effrenium voratum is the source of this 471-nucleotide messenger RNA. The record is from the annotation of a GenBank genome assembly. Lineage: Eukaryota; Dinophyceae; Suessiales; Symbiodiniaceae.